Messenger RNA from Thalassophryne amazonica, 2859 nucleotides. RefSeq names its product EF-hand and coiled-coil domain-containing protein 1. The record is from RefSeq and is a predicted model, not a curated record. NCBI's taxonomy places the organism in Eukaryota, Metazoa, Chordata, Actinopteri, Batrachoidiformes, Batrachoididae. The transcript is spliced from 9 exons. The coding region runs from base 141 to 1955 and encodes 604 amino acids.
UCCAACCCUGACGCGAUGCGUCAGGAAGGAAUCCAAGGUGAGGUUUCCUGGGAAUUUCACCGUGCGCGGCGUGGUUUUGGGUUUAAGUACCAUCUGCUGACCUAAAAUCAGUUUUAAAAGCGUUUGGCUGAUUUGCACUAAUGGCUCUGUCCUGCGUCCAGCCUGCGCCGCGACCGGCGCGUAAAAGCGAGUGGCUCCGCAGCACCUUGGCGCACUACCACCGGCCGGACUUGGGUGCCGAGAAUGAAAUCGUGGUUCUGGCCACGGGAAUAGAUCAGUACCUGCAGGAAGUCUUCCACCACAUUGCUCACCCACACGGGAACGACACGGUGGCCGCGGAGGACUUCAGCGCGCUGUGCGCGGUGCUGGGGCUGGCGGAGCAAGGAGAGAGGAGGAAACGGGAAAACGGAGAUGAAGAAGAGUUCAGGGAUGUGUGCUCGGGACUGCCCCCGCAGCUGACCUUUAAAGAAUUCCACUGGCGCCUCUGUGAGUAUUUCCGUGUGCGCAGCGCCCGUCAUGGCACCGGAGACUGCGCCUGGCGCGUCCCCGUCACUGAAGACACGGAGCUGAUAGAGAGACAGAUCCGCCUACGGUGGCCGCGCGUCAGGAGGAGAAAGUGCGUCAGUUUUGAUCUGCGCGGUCAGAAUGGAAACGUGACCAGAGGCCGAGAAGACCGAGAGCCAGCUCAGCCAGAGGAGGUAGCAGCCCUGAGGGAGUUGGUGGAGGACCUCCGCUCGGCACUGCAGGGGAGCGAUGCUCGCUGCCUAGCACUGGAGGUGGCUCUCAGGCGACAGAGGAGUCAUACCCUUCCCACUCCAUCUACUUUAAACUCCACAGCUUUAAACACCUCAACUUCUAUUACCUUCAUUGAGGGAAAACUGAAACCAACAACCAGAAUUAAGGGUCUCUGCAGCGGUGCAGGAGGUGAUGUAGUGAGGAGGGUGGUGAGGAGGUGCAACAUCCGGGACCCCCUCCUCAGGGAGCUCAAGCUGAUACGUUCCUCACGUGAUGGGCAACUGCAGGAGGCCAUCAGAUUUAAUGAACGCCUGGAGGAGGAGCUGCGCUGGGCCUACCAGCAGGUGCAGAAGCUUCAGGGAGUGGAGGCUGCUGUGAGGAAGGACAACGCUCGGAUUAGGAGGCGGGCAGAGGAGGCACGGAAGGCCCUGAGCCUGGGUCUGCAAAGGGUUCGCCUGAUCCAGGAACAGGCUCAGUCUGUGCCGCAGCUCCAGUACAGGAUCAGUCAGCUGGAGGCUGAACUGCAACAGUAUAGAUCCUGCUGUAUCUGUAUCCCUGACCCCACCCAUGAGCUUGCCUGUCCAGUCGGAGCUGGAGACACCUGCACUAAAACAGAGAGUCUGCAGAGAGCAGUGGAGGGAAGAGCUGCAUCUGAUGAAGAAGAGGAGGACCGGGCAAUGAAGGAGGAAGGACAGUGUCACCUGUUGGAGAUGAAGCAGCAUGUUAACCAGCUACAUGACCGCAGCAAAGGGUUAGCUGGCAGAUGUCUGAACGUCUCAUGUCAGCAUCCUUAUUCUCAAAGCCACCUGCACAAGAAGAACCAUGUCAGCAUGUCCACAGACAGCAGGGAGCUCUGUGGCUUGACAGGACAAAACAAAGAGGAAGGCAGCAGAAAUUUUGAUAAUUUUAAGCAGUGUGACGUGAACGUGUCGGUGCUAGAGGACAAAGGGAGGACGCGUUUGUCUUUACUGGAGGAAAAACUCACAGAUGCUCUCACGUUGCUGCUGCAGCUUCGCAACAAGAAUGUGUCCCGUCAGGCCCUGGGGAAGAUUGUCAUCGACACUCUGGAUAUGUGCAAUAAGAGCGGACACAGUCCAUCCCAAGUUCUUCAGGUGGCCGACGCCCUCUGUGCCAGGUUGUCCGCUACUGAUCUCCUCGGAGAGAGCGGAGACAACAGAGGAGAAGAGUGGGGAGACAAAUUCCAGGCUCCGUCUUCAUGACGACCGACCAGCAGUGGGAACCCCAUGUCCACCUCCUGUUAGCAAAAAUCUGUUUCUCUUCACUUUAUCUUGGGCAUUUCCCUCCUCAGUUGUAAGGAAUCUGUGAUUUUAUAACUGCUGUAAAGAUUCUACUUUUAACGUUGUUCAAUCUGUGCAACAAUUACUGUCAAUAAUAUACUUAUUUGAGGGCCUCUCUUUGAAGAACAAAAGCUCAUUAAAUCAAAUUAAGUGGGCCAGCAGGCUGACUGGUGAGCCACAGGUCAACUUGGAGACUUUGUAUACAAGACAGUUUAAACACAUAACAAAAUCCAUUUUAAAUGACAGUUCCCAUCCAUUGCACCAUAGAAGUUGAGAUACUGGAAUGCCAACUCAAGAUCUCGUUCCAUUGAGUUUUGUUUGUGAGCUUGCGACCACGAGAUUUCAGCCACUCAACCGCGAGAGUUGGGGUAAUUCACUUCCAGUCAUCUGCCAGCUACACUAGAUGCAGUGUGAAACGAGAGUUUCUGCAUGUUUUCUUGCGCUUUCUGAUGUGGGAUCAGCAAGUUAUCCCCUCGAAGUAUGUUCAAAGUGUAGCUUGAAUGAAGUUGUUGUUGAUUUUAAAUCAUACUCAGGACAAACUUGCUAAUAUUAUUGAUAAGAGCAUGCAGACUGUUGGCAACUGUGGCAGAAAAUCACAGUCAGUAUUCAUUAAUUAUUCAUAAACGUGUAUAAAAAUAGAAUAAAAGCACACAUCAUUCGUCAUUAAAAAGCAUCAUAGUAAAACUCAUAAAUGUAACAGUAUAAAACACGUAAAUAGCACAGUAAAAGUCAUCAAACACUAUCAUAAAAUCAUCAAUCACAAUAAAAUGUUAUGUGUCGGACGCAGCUCGGAGAACCGACCAGCGUUUGAAGGACCCAGUAUGAA